Messenger RNA from Papaver somniferum (opium poppy), 2916 nucleotides. RefSeq lists its product as uncharacterized. Gene Ontology annotation, molecular function: nucleic acid binding. Bases 1 to 2916 code for a protein of 971 amino acids. The record is from RefSeq and is a predicted model, not a curated record. The transcript has 5 exons. NCBI's taxonomy places the organism in Eukaryota, Viridiplantae, Streptophyta, Magnoliopsida, Ranunculales, Papaveraceae.
AUGAGGGGUAUCUAUGUUACGUCUACUGACAUCAUUCACUCUAAGACAUGUCAUAUUCAUUUCAUAUAUGGUGAACCUAAUAGUAGUCUUAGACAAGCCUUUUGGGAACAACAAUGUCAGCAACCUAAUGCUCCCUUAGAUGAACCUGUUUUCUUCAUAGGAGACUUUAAUGCCACUGAAGAUAAAAAUGGUGGACUAGAAGUUGAUGAUCCUGACUUUGAAAACCUUAGAAAUUUCUGUUCUGUAUUUAAAUUGCAUGAUCCUGGAUUCUCUGGACUUAGAUUUACUUGGGACUCUUAUGAUCACUGCCCAAUGCAUAUAGGUUUUAAUUAUGAGGUUUUUUGUAUGCCUAGACCUUUUCAUUUUAUGGCUAUGUGGAUUGAGGAUCCUACUUGCAGAGAUAUUAUUGCUAACUCUUGGUCUGUCAAUGUGGUAGGCUCCCCUGCCUAUAAGCUCAAAGCUAAACUGUUGAGUACUAAGAAAGGUCUAAGAGAUUGGAAUAAGUCCUCUGUUGGUAAUAUUCAAACCAAUAUAUCUUCCAUUAGAAAAGACUUAGCUGAUCUCCAACUCUCUAACCCAACUGAUACCAAUAAUACUGCUAGACUCAAAGCUAGACUUGAGUACCUUUAUACUCUAGAAGAGUUAUAUUGGAAAGAUAAAUCUAGGGAGGUCUGGAUCAUGGAAGGUGACAUAAGUUCACCCUAUUUCCAUAGAGUAACUCUCUUUAGGAUAAAAAGAAAUGCCAUCAGUUGGAUUAAGAACUCCUUGAAUACUAUUCUAACUGAUAGAGAUAGUAUUGGAAAUUCUUUCAUGGACUAUUUCAAAAGCCUUUAUACUUCCCACCCUCAACAGUUUCACGAUGAAAUCCUUGCUGACCUUCCUAUAAAAUUUUCUGCUGAGGACAAUGCAUUGUUAAAUAUGCCUCUUACUCCAGAGGAAAUUAAGAAUGUUGUUUUCCAAAUGGGGGGAAAAAGGCUCCUGGACCAGAUGGUUUUACUGACUCUGGAUAAUAGACUCAAACCUUUUAUGAACAAUAUAAUUUCCCAAAAUCAAAGUGCCUUUAUUCCUAAAAGGAGUAUUUCUGAUAAUAUUCUGCUUGCCAAUGAGGCCAUAUAUGUUGUCAACCAUAACGACAAGGUUGAAGGCAUAGCUGCCAUCAAACUUGAUAUGUCUAAAGCUUAUGAUAAGCUUGAAUGGGAUUUUAUAGAAAAGCCUGAAAGAGGUAUUAGACAGGGAGACCCCCUAUAUCCCUAUCUUUACAUCAUUAGCUCUGAAGCUCUAUCUUUUGUUUGUAAAGAUGCCCCUGAAAUGACUCACCUUUUGUUUGCUGAUGAUUCUCUCUUAUUUUCUAAAGCUACUACUCAAAAUUUUCAAGUCAUUAAAGACUAUCUUCAAAAGUACUGUCUAGCCUCUGUGCAAGAAAUAAAUUUUGAAAAAUCUGGUAUUUUUUUUAGCAGGAAGAUUCCUGAACAUAGGAAAGCUCUUUUAGCCAACAUACUAGAAAUUUCCAGCAGGGAUUUAGGAGAAAAAUAUCUUGGCACUCCCACUGUGUUUCAAGCUUCUAAAAUACAAACUCACAUAGGUGAAGGUGGUUUGGGUUUUAGGAAGGCUGAAUUAAAUAAUCUGGCUAUGCUGGCUAGAAAUGCCUGGAGAAUCCUGGAAAAUCCUAAUUGCUUAUUGGCCACUGUUCUAAAGGCUAAAUACUUCUCAAGAACUUAUUUCUUGAAUGCCAAAUAUACUGAUAAGUGUUCUUGGACUUGGAAGUGUCUUCAUGCCAUAAAGGAACUAAUCAAGCCUUUAAUCUCUUGGAUUGUUGGGGAUGGUCAAUUUAUUUACCCAUAUUGUGAUAAAUGGAUACCUUCUUCGGGUUCUGCUACACCCAACCCUUUAGUUCUUCCUGAUCCUAGUAUUAAAGUGUCUUAUUUUAUUGAUCCUCAAUCUAGAAGUUGGGAUGUGUCUAGUACUAACACCCACUUUGAUAAUGCUUCUGUUCAGAAGGUUAUCUCUAUUCCCUUAAGCCAGCUUUGCACUCCUGAUAGGAGGGCUUGGGAUAUUUCAAAGAAUGACAAGUUUUCUUAUAAAUAUGCCUACUUGGGUCUCAGAGGUCUUAGGCCUUCCUCUUGUAAAAACCUUUGGAAGCGUAUUUGGAAAGUUAGAGUUCCUUACAGAAUUCAUUUUUUUUUAUGGAGGGCAGCCAGAAAUUCUUUGCCCUCCAGAUUUAUCUUUCACACUAGAAUUCCUAUGCAUAGUGUGGAUUGUCCUAGGUGUUCUGAUCCUCAGGAAACCAUUAUGCAUGCUCUGAUCACUUGUCCCUUUGCUAGCAGAGUCUGGUUCAUCUCUGAUUUCAACAUAAGCACUCAAUUUUUUCAAAAUAAGUCUUUUAUUGAUUGGCUUCUUUUCUGGUUAAUUGAUCCUCAAUCUAAACUCCCUGAGGAUGAUCAAUAUCUUUUAGUGGCUAUUUUAUGGUCUCUUUGGACUAGUAGAAACAAUUUCAUUUUCCAAAACAUUAAGAAAAACCAUACUACUGUCCUUGCUAUAGCCAGAGCUAUGCUCCUCACUAGGAAGACUAGCUUGCCUGUCUCUACUACUAUCUCUGUCAGUAUUUGUGAUAAAUGGAUGCCUCCCUCGAUUGGUUGGAUUAAAUGCAAUACUGAUGGUGCUUUUGAUAUUAUCUCUGGAGCAAAUGGUGCAGGGUAUGUGAUGCGAGGUUUCUCAAAAAAAGCAACCUUUUGUGCGUCCUUAGGCUUUGAAGUUUUUUCUGCUGAAGAAGCUGAAGAAAGAACCAUCUGGGCAGUACUGAAGAAAUCUGUGGAGAAACAAUUCACUCAUAUCAUCAUAGAGAGUGAUGCGAAAUCCUUUAUCGACCAAUUUUCAGCAGGAAAUUUUGAAGGGAACUCACGUGGAUGCUAUCUUUAA